AAUUCAAGAUAGGCGAUUUCUAUAUAACGGUUUACUCGUAAAUCAAAUUACGGUUCGUUGCCUAGAGUGAAAAACUGCCACACCUUCAGGCUAAUAAACUCAUUUCUUCGUCCGUUUCAUUUGAUCAAGGUUUUUGCAGUUGGCUUGCUACAUCACACCUGUCCUAUUGCGAGAGAUUGAAAGUGAAGUCUGUGCGGCGUAAGGCCAACAUCCGUAGCAAACUUGUAUUGUGACGUCAUAAAGCGGACCUUCAUAGAUUGCCCGGAUUCGACAGACGCGGCUUCACUACCAGGUGCUUCAUUUGGCCACGUGCCAUAAUAUACUGCAGUUCAUUCAUUAGUUGUGAAUGUAUAUAAAUAUGGCAUCUUACCCCUGUAUCGACGAAUCUGUCUAGUUGUCAAAAAUAACUAUAAAUUUGUAUUGUUUACCCGCAGCUCCAAUUAUUUGAAAAGAAAGAAUUAUUUUCUUUUUGCACAUUUACACUGUUAACACGUCCGCAAUCCUAACUAGCUGUUCAAUUGUGUCCACGGGAAAAUUUGUGGUUCUGUUUGUUCUCCUAUGUAUCUUACAGCAAUGGCAAGUAUUUGCUUUCUGGCCACCUUGUUUUUAAUAUGUACCUCUCUUGGUCUAACUAUACAACAGUGCAUUUCUCACAACGACAGUGCUGGAACCCAAGAAGAUAUUGAUGCAGCAGUUCGUGCUUAUGUAAAUGGUUCAUUAAACUUCGGACUGGAAAUGUUCCGUAUUCUUCAGGCAGAACCUAGCGACAAUACUACGCGUGGCUUGUUUUUCAGCCCUUUCAGCGUUUGGUCGGCUCUGGCCAUCACUUUUACUGGUACUAAAGGAUACACAGAGAAUGAACUUCGCUGUCUUUUGGGAAUUGGAGGCGUCGAUAAGGGUUUCAACGCUGUCGCCUACAAGUCCACUCAACGCUGGUACGAAGAACGUAGGAAGGGCAACGACUCCUUCCGGUUGGCGAAUCAACUCUAUUUUCAUUAUGAUAUCCCACUUCGCGAGUGUUUAAUGGAUUACUUUAAAGAAGAUGUUAGCCAACUAGAUUUUCAUCGCUAUCCCGAACAAGCACGAUUGACCAUCAACGAAUGGGUUGAAGAGCAAACCGAUUAUAAGAUCACAGGUUUUCUUCCGUCUUCUAGCAUUAAUUCGAUGACCAAUUUUGUUAUAGUUAAUGCUGUAUAUUUUAAAGGCACUUGGAUGCAACAAUUUGAAAUUCACAAGACACGCCCCGGUACAUUUACUAGUGGCGUUGGAAUAGAACAAGAGGCUCAGAUGAUGAAUAUGCGAGGGAUAUUUCUGUACGGAGUGAACGAAGUCUUGAAGUGUCAGGUUCUUGAGCUUCCAUUUUCCGGAAAUGACUUCAGUAUGGUGAUUCUGCUUCCGGAGAACCGUUAUUUUGGUGUCGACAUUCUCUCUCGUCUCAUAACUCCUGAUCAGGUUUCCGAUAUUUUCUUCUCUGUCUAUCCAACCGAUGUGUGGGUUUCUCUUCCAAAGUUCCGAACUGAAAGUAACUUUGAUCUUGCGUUCGUCUUACAAAAGAUGGGUCUCCGAGAAAUAUUUGACCCACGAUAUGCCAACCUGACUGGCUUCACCGAGCACAAAGUGGUGGUUAACAUGGAUGGUGUUUACCACAAGGCCUUUAUAGAAGUGAACGAAGAAGGUGCAGAGGCAGCAGCAGCUACAGGGAUACUAGCAGCUCGUUCAGCAAGGCCAGUAGGACCAGUCAAGUUCAUAGCUGAUCAUCCAUUUUUCUAUUAUGUUCGUGACAAUUUAUCCAACAUCAUCCUUUUCAUGGGUACAGUGGUGCGUCCGAUAUACGACUAAUGAAUCUACAUCAAUUUAAACUAAUUGCCUCAAAUUAGAAAUCCAGAAAGUGCAAUGGUAGGAGGCAAGUAAAACUGAGAUUUAAGCGCCAGUGUAUACGGGGCAGAAGAUGUAAAGAUUUUACAACAUCAAACGUCCUGGAAUUUUAUAUAAUGAUGAUAAAGGGUAAGCUAAGCACUGCCGAAACAGUAGAUGAUAUUUAGAGCUUCGAAGUUGAGGAAGAUUAAUCUUGAAACUUUGAAGAUAGAUACUAAGCAACAACUUUGUGUAUGUUUUGAAGCUUGCAAUCAAAAUAUAAAACAAAAUCAAAAUGCUCUUCAUGUUUAUAACUACCUACCAAAAUAAUUUUCAUUGAUGUGAUGUUCCUUAUCCACACUUACGAAUAUACACUAUUUACUCUGAUGACGAAAUAACAAAAAGGCAGACAGA
Limulus polyphemus (Atlantic horseshoe crab) is the source of this 2268-nucleotide messenger RNA. Its product is annotated as leukocyte elastase inhibitor-like. NCBI's taxonomy places the organism in Eukaryota, Metazoa, Arthropoda, Merostomata, Xiphosura, Limulidae. The coding region runs from base 559 to 1839 and encodes 426 amino acids. Gene Ontology annotation, molecular function: serine-type endopeptidase inhibitor activity. The transcript has 2 exons. The record is from RefSeq and is a predicted model, not a curated record.